Messenger RNA from Aspergillus nidulans FGSC A4, 843 nucleotides. RefSeq lists its product as uncharacterized. The transcript is spliced from 2 exons. Gene Ontology annotation, molecular function: catalytic activity; iron ion binding; oxidoreductase activity, acting on single donors with incorporation of molecular oxygen, incorporation of two atoms of oxygen. The coding region runs from base 1 to 843 and encodes 280 amino acids. The record is from RefSeq and is a predicted model, not a curated record. NCBI's taxonomy places the organism in Eukaryota, Fungi, Ascomycota, Eurotiomycetes, Eurotiales, Aspergillaceae.
AUGCGCUUCCGAGCAUCUGCCCUGCUGGCGCUGGCCGCGCCGGCCCUCGCCCUAGCGCACGGCACCUUUGAACACGAAAGCCACGAGACGCAGCUUCUCAAGCGCAACUUCUUCCACAUAGGCAGCCGAAGCCUCAAGUCAUACGCUGGAAACCUCAACUCCCACGGUACCAAUGCGCGCGCCCGCCGCCACCGCGCUGCAGUAGUGAGCUAUCACCGUCGUGCCCUUGCGCAGAAGCGCUCCAUGGUCGAGGUCCUUAACACCUCGCAUCUCUACGGAGGCGACUGCAUUGGCCCGAACGCCCGGGCUCCGCCUUCGCCAACGAGCACCACGUCCUCACGCCCUACGUUGAUCCGGUCCGAUGCACGCGAAGACCAGGAGGGGGUCCCAAUCAUCGUUGAAGCCCAGGUUAUCGACUUCAUUACAUGUAAGCCCGCCCCAGGAAUGUGGUGGGACAUGUGGAAUGCCAAUGCCACAGGCGUCUACAGCGGCGUCAUCAACGAAGGCAACGGCGACUUCACUGACCAUAGCAACAUCAACAACACCUUCCUGCGCGCCGUCCAACAGGCAGACCAAGACGGCGUCGCGCAGAUCAAAACAAUCUUCCCAGGCCACUACACUGGGCGCACAACCACAUCCAUAUUAUCGCGCACACGGAUGAGGAAUGCACACGGAAUACGAACGUUGGAGACCUUGCCUGGGGAGAACGGGCCCGGCCCUGCGGUCUAUGACUCCCCACUGCCGAGUGCUUGGGAUGAUGAGACGGAUGCUGCGGAGAUUUCGGCAGCAAAGAGCUGGUUGGAGGAGCAAAACAAUGUAGCGGCUGCGACACAGGCUGCCUGA